This is a messenger RNA of Gongylonema pulchrum, 216 nucleotides long. The record is from the annotation of a GenBank genome assembly. Lineage: Eukaryota; Metazoa; Nematoda; Chromadorea; Rhabditida; Gongylonematidae.
GUGGAUGCGACUGCUUUUGGCAACUUGGCGCAAAUAUACUAUACGCCACUCAACACCGACGUGUUGCGGAAAUACAUGGACGAAAGUACACCAAACCUAGUAGCAUUUCUGGGACGAAUGCGUGAAACGUACUGGAAAGAUUGGGAUGAGGCGUGCCGAACACUCUCGCUUGAUACGCAGAAUACCGCGCUGUCCAAUGCCGAGACUAAUAAGUGA